UAUGAUGGAAAAUGGCUGCCAACUACCUAGCCUAGCUUUUUGCGACGUGCGAGUAAUGAAUGUUCGGGUGUUCUAUCGUGUUAACUGAUUAAUUCAAAGAAACAAAUUAUUUAAAAAGGACACGAAUACCACUGAUUUUUAACGUGAAAUUGAUUAUGUGGUAAUAAUUUAGUUCGCUAAAAAUUCGAUAAAGCACAAGUUAUAAAAACUAACAUGGCGGUCUAAUAAUCAACCAAUGGGAGGCCAGAAGCAAGCGUUUCAGAAUUGCAUGUACCUAUUCACAUUUCGCGUCAUUAGGUUUUUGGUGCCUUCUGUAAAUUAGAUAAAAUUUUAAUAGAGUUAUCAGUGAAUUGAAAAACUUUUGUAAUUUUGCUAAAAAAAUACCAUGAGAAUUGUUUUGUGAAUUGAAACAUCGGUUUUGUUGGAAGCGUCAUCUGAGGCUGAGAUUAUGAAUCCUUUAGAUUUAGGAUGAAGCUAAAUACUAUAAGAAACAACAUUUUGUUUUUGUAAACAAGAAUGUGUUUGCUAUACACGUGCGAAAUUGUGUUUAAUUGACAGUUGUACGCAAAGAUGUCGGGGAGGGGGGCCAAAAAACGCGGGAGACCCCCAAAAUCAGGAACUUUUGAAAAGAAUAGAAAAUUCCAAUAUCAUUUAUUAAAGAAACCUAAAUAUUUACAAGCACAAAACAUAGGUUCUGGUUCAUUAGCAAGCACUCCUUCUGCAUCGAGAGCAUCAUCGCCACAGGGAAGUGAUACAAGCAAACGAAGUACACGAAAACAGAGAGGAGGUAAAUCACAUAAAAGUCGAAGAGGAGGUUUAUCAAAUGCUUAUUCUAGAAGAGGAUAUAAUCCUCAAGCGGCAGACUAUCACGAAUCCGAGUACCACUAUGGAUCUGAUUUUGGUGAUGAGCUUAGUGAUAGAUCAGAACCUGAAGAGGAUCGUGUAAGUGAAAGUACAGAUGGAUCAGUUAGUGAAGGUGCAGCAAGUGAUAGUGACUUUUCUGUUAGUAGUUUUAAUUCUACAGUUGGUACUCCUAGGAAACCCACAAAUAUCAAUAGGCCACCUAGUCCAGAUCCACUAUGGUUACAACAGGAAAGACAGAUACCCCAUUUAGAUUUGCCAUCCUCAUCUGAUGAUUUAAUAAUUCCCCAUAAUACAGUGUUACAAGUGGUAGGUGUCUAUGAAGUUUUACGCCAUUUCAGACAUCUUGUAAGGCUUUCUCCAUUUAGAUUAGAGGACCUUUGUGCAGCAAUCAGUUGUGAAGAGCAAAGUAAUUUAUUAACCGAAGUACAUAUAAUGUUAUUACGGGCUUUAUUACGAGAAGAAGAUGCCCAACAAACUCACUUUGGCCCCUUAGAUCAUAAAGACAGUGUUAAUAUAACAUUAUUUCUAUUAGAUGUUAUGACUUGGCCUGAAGUAUUACGAGUGUAUGUGGAUAGUGACAAAACAUUUGAUAAGAACAUUUCUAGGAUUUUGAAUUCAUGUGAAUAUCCAUUUACAACAGUGGAAGACCGACUUUCAGUUCUUCAAUUUUUAUGUAACCAAUUUUUAAUAACCAACCCAGUACGUGAUGAUUUAAUAAGUGAAGUUCCUAUACAUUAUGAUGACCAUUGUCGAGUAUGUCACCGUUUAGGUGAUCUAUUGUGUUGUGAAACCUGUCCUGCUGUUUACCAUUUGGAAUGUGUGGAUCCCCCUCUAGAGGAUGUACCCUCAGAAGAUUGGCAAUGUGCUUUAUGUAAACAACAUAAAACAGUUGGUGUUACAGACUGUUUAUCGGAUGCUGAAAAACAAGGAAUAUUAUGUCGUCAUGAGCACUUAGGUUUUGAUAGACACGGUAGAAAAUAUUGGUUUAUUGCGAGAAGAAUUUUCAUAGAGGCUGAAAAUGGAGAUGUCUGGUACUACACAACAGCUCAGCAAUUUCAGGAAUUGCUUGAUAUCUUAGACAGUAAAGAAAUGGAAGCACCCCUUGUACGUGAACUUUUAGAAAUGAAAGAUGAGAUACUUCGUCAAAUGGAUGUAACAGAAAAACUGACAAAUCAAGUCAAAGGCAAUCGUAAAUCUUAUUUAGAAGUACAGAAUGCUAAUAUAAUUAAACAAAGGAAACAAAAAGAUCAAGGAAUCAAUGAAGAUGAAAAGCAUCCAGAUCUGCCACUGAUGUCUGAUGGCGACAUAGUGAAUGAAGUUACUGUUACUAGUGAUGAACCUGAAAGAAAUGAAGAUGAUGACUCUAAUGAUGAUGAAAAUAAAGUAAAGAGUAGUAGAACUAAAAUGAUGGUGAAGAAAAAUGAUGAAGUGACCGAAAGAUUAACACGACAGAAGACCAACCAAAUAUCUAAUGGAACUUACUUAUUUAAACUUGGCAAUGAAAAUGCAUUUAAAACAUAUGUGAAUCAAUAUACAACAAAUCCUUUGGCUCUUAACAAACCACAAAGAAAUGAAGAAAGAGAUAAAAAGCGUUACAUUUCACAUAAGUUUUCUUUAUCAUCGGGUCAAGAAUUUAAAUGGAUUGGUUUAUUAAAUGCUACUAAGCCAUUGCUAGUGGCGACACUACGGCAGACGUUACUGCAUUUAGAGUCAAAUAUAGUAUUACAAUUCAUGCAUCCCAAUUGGAACUUACUUAGAAAGCCAUGGGUGCAAGCAGUACAACUCUGUCAAGCACCUAGAGACUUCGCUAGAGCCCUUUGUGUACUUCAGGCAUGUAUAAAAAGUGCAGUAUGGGUACCAGCCUGGCAUGAACAGUUAGGACAUGUUCGUUUAAUGCGCACUACUGCUGUUGAGCGUGAAGAAAGAAAGAAGCUUGAUAAAAGAGAGAAAAAAGAAAGAGAUGAGGAAGAAGAAAGAUACCGAACAGCUUAUAAUUUUGUGAAAUACUCAUUAGGUCUUCAUCAUCAGGUUUGGAAGCAAAAAGGUGAAGAGUAUAGAAUUCAUGGACAAUGGGGUUGGUUAUGGAAUUCCACAACAAGAAAAUUUAAAAAAAGAUAUACAAAUGUUAAAUUAUCUUUAAAUAAUGGUCCAGCAAAAAUAGCAGUUAGAGUACGAGAAGGCAGCAUCAUUAAAGUUCUGGCUGUGGAACCUAAAACAUAUGAAUACUUGACAUCAGAUGGCUCUGCAGACCAAGAUGUUUUGGCAAAGUUGCCACCGUCAAUGAGGAACAUGACCUUAGAGAAAGACACAGAGGAUUUUGAAGAGAUUGAUGUUGAGAAAGCUUUAAGUUCAUCAACCCGGCGAUAUUACCCUAAAAUUGCUAGAAAAUCAAAAUUAGAUGAUUUCCUAGCUAGACGUACAUAUUUAAAGUUUAUGGAGGAAAAGAAAAUAGGAAAUUUAAUGAAUAAUGUAAAAAAAGAAGAUAUUGAUGUUAAAAGUGAAGAAGAUAAAAACAUAGAUAUUGAAAAUGAAGAUACAGAAGUUGAUAGCUCUGCAAUUUGUAACAUCACUCAAACUAAAAGUGAAUCAAAUACAAUGAGUAUGGAUAUAGAAAUAUUGAGAGAAAAAUAUUUGAAAUUAAAUUCAUUAACAAAACAGUAUAGAUGUUAUUCUUCAGACUGUAAUAAAGUAGAAUCAUCUGUUUAUAAUAUCGAUCUGAAAUAUAAGUGCUUUUCACCAUUGUGUAUGGAAAAGGGAAAUUUACUGAAUAAUUUAUUGACAUUGUUAAAAAGUGGUUCUGCUAACAAUGCAAGUUUAAAUUCAAAAGAAAACAACAAAAUGUCCAUAUUAGAACAGUAUUUGUUAGGUAAAAGUUCAAAUUCAAAUGAGAAUAUUUUAACUGACCUACUUUCGGCAGUUGCUUGUGCUCAGGAGUGUGAUAAUAAAAACACUGAUUGUUAUGUUAAACGGAAGUCCAGUGGUGAUUUUGAUAUACCUGCUAAAGUAGAAAAGAGUGAAAAUGAAAAUAAUAGCUGCCUAUUAAAGAGUGAAAAUACACUGGAGGAAUGUGCUGUUCCUGCUGUUGGUAAUGAGAUGGAUAUUGACAUUGGUAACAAUAAUGUUGAGGAUAAUGAAGUUGAAAUUGGACCACUUAAAGAGCUUACUGACACUGAUUGCCCAAAUGCAGAGAAUGCUGAAGAAAAGACACGUCCUCCAAUUCCCAAACUAAAAAUAACGCGGGGAAAAUCCGCUAAACAGAAUAAAGAAGCGAAAAAUUACGAAUGUUCAGUGAAGUCAGAAAAAAGUGCAGAUGUGCCCAAGUAUCGUGCUACGAUAAAUAGGAGAUUUGGAACUAAAGGUGUUAAAAAGGAAGAAAAAACAAUAAAGGAGGAGAAGACGAAAAGUGGAAUAAUUCGGGUAUAUUCUACUGAAAGACCUAAUGGAAAACUAUAUUUGAAAAAAGUCCAAACUGCAGCUAUAGAAAAAAAGAAGAAAAGAACUCCAGUUAAAUAUCCACCAUGUUCAUCAUUCCACACUAAAAGUAAAGCAAAAACUAUUAUGGUUUUGCCACACCAUGAAUUAAGAAAGUUGUGUAGACAAGGAGGUCAUACCACUGUUACUGGAUUUAGUCAUAGUGCCAAGCCCAAUCAAUUGGUUUGGCCAUAUCCUUGUGCUAGGCCUCUUUUUAAAACAUGUUGGCUUUAUAGAACUGUUAAUCUGCAAUGGCUCGCAAGUGCUGCUUUACAAUUGAGAGUUAUGUGGGCAUGUUUACGGUGGGAUGAUAUGGCAGCAAAACCAGCUACUGCAGAUGGCAAACAUCAACUUACAACAGAUACUGAAAUUGUUUCACUAGAGCUGUUAAAACACCGGCAUAUAGGACAAUUUUCUGAAAGAACACAGUAUCUACGGCGACGUGUUGUUAUUCCUUUGGAAUUGCCGAAAACUGUUCGUGAAGUAACAUCAAUACGUAGUGGUUUAAGAAAACGAAAACGUGCUGAAUCUCCACAAAACACUGAACCACAGGUAACUGAGGAAUGGGUUGAUGAAGAUAAAUUAGAAUUGUGGGAGGUACGACAAUAUGGAGAAAGAGCUGAGCGUGUAACGCCAGUAACGCGAACAUCGACAGGAAAAUUACCACAGCGAAGUACUGCUCCUACACCCGCCAAUGCAUCUGAUAUUAAAGAUAAAAUGGAACAGCAGUUACGUGAACAGCGCGCUGCUCAUCAACAGAAAAGGGCUCUUGAAUUGUCACAAGACAAAUCAAAAGGCACACCAAAUUCUGGCAAAAAUACUCUCUCUACAUUGUUAUCUUCAAAUACACCUACAUCUGGGGGACAAAAAACUGUAAUUGGGACCAGAAGAAUCAUAAUGACGAAGGGAGCAGAUGGAACAACUCGUGUUAUUAGCCAACCUAUAACUGGUGUUAAGUUAUCUGGUGAAACUCCAUCUAAAGUGACUCCGCAAAAGGAGUCCACACCACAAAAAGUUCAAAUAAUUCGAGGUCCAGAUGGAAAGAUCACUGUUAGGGGUCUUCUGCCGGGACAGCAAUUAGUUCAAAUGUCAGAUGGUAAAUUGCACGUUAUGAUGGCUGGACAACAGGGGAUCACUGGUCAGUUAAUUGCCGCAUCACCCUGUAAAUCUGAAGCAGAAAAAUGUCAAAAUGUUAGCAAUGAAAAGAAUUCUAACACGGCUAACCAAGAAGAUACCAAAUCCGGUACACCCCGCCUCACGAUACAGGCUUCGCAGCAAGCGUCGCCUGCAGGUCGGCACAUUGUGGUGCAGCCGGCUCAGCAAGUCGUCGUGCAGACCUCACAGCAGGUCGUCGUGCAGCCGUCGCAGCAGCUGAUGGUGCAACCGGCGCAGCAGAUAGUCGUGCAGGCAGGGACACGGAUGGCGAGUCAACCGCGCAUGCAGACCGUCCUCGUGCAGCGUGCGACCACGCAGCUGCGGCCUGCGUCGCCGGCCCCGCGAACGCAGACGCCACGUCCGCGCACGCCAGCUACACAGCAGAUAGUCGUGAACAAUCCGGCCCUUGUCCAACAGCUGGCUGCUGGGAAGAUUCACUUGGCUACAGUGAACGGCCAACAAGUUCUCAUCCGUCCAACGGGCAAUAACCAAGCUCAAAUAGUGGCCCAUAUCGAUACCUAG
Zerene cesonia (dogface butterfly) is the source of this 6012-nucleotide messenger RNA. RefSeq names its product nucleosome-remodeling factor subunit NURF301 (gene E(bx)). Gene Ontology annotation, molecular function: RNA polymerase II cis-regulatory region sequence-specific DNA binding. The transcript is spliced from 11 exons. Gene Ontology annotation, cellular component: NURF complex. Lineage: Eukaryota; Metazoa; Arthropoda; Insecta; Lepidoptera; Pieridae. The coding region runs from base 571 to 6012 and encodes 1813 amino acids. Gene Ontology annotation, biological process: regulation of transcription by RNA polymerase II. The record is from RefSeq and is a predicted model, not a curated record.